Aspergillus neoniger CBS 115656 is the source of this 663-nucleotide messenger RNA. RefSeq lists its product as uncharacterized. The record is from RefSeq and is a predicted model, not a curated record. Lineage: Eukaryota; Fungi; Ascomycota; Eurotiomycetes; Eurotiales; Aspergillaceae. The transcript has a single exon. The coding region runs from base 96 to 452 and encodes 118 amino acids.
UUCUGAUUGGUGGGUUGUGGGUACUUUGUACUAGUGGUAAUGUGAUGGGUCGCUGCGCGCGAGGAAAAGUUGACUUAUUCUAUAGGAGAUAGUUGAUGUGUCUUAUGAAGUUUGUAUUGGGAAAGUUGAUAGAUGAUAGACUGGAGAGAUUGUCAUUUGGAUUGGAGGGAUUGUUUGUUAUACUGUGUAUUGGGGAGUUGUGCUUUUGCAGAGUGACAAUUGUGGCUGGCGAUGCGGAGAGUGAAUUGGCUUAUCUCCAGACGGCUUGCAGUCAUAACCACUAUAUUUAUGGUAUGCUAUCAAGUGCUUUGUAUAUAUCAGUGGAAAUAUAUUUCCCAUCGAUGCUAGACAAGUGUAAUCAGAAUAGUAGGAGUCUACUAAGAUUCCUCAUCCACUUGACGGCCCGCAGUGCUGUGCUCGGACUAAACUUCGGAUUCACCCCGCCUUGUUAACGCAACAAGGGAAUCUCUCUCCGGCUGUCCCAUUCAAAAUACAACCAUGGAUCUGCAAGAGAAUCGAGAACGCAUGCGCCGGGGCGAGCUGUAUCAUGCGUUCGUCUCCGAUCUCACAGCGGAUCGAGCGCGUUGCGCCAGUGCCUGUCGCCGUUUCAACAAUGCGGGCGACGUGUCCCGUCGACGGUCCCUGGAGUUGUGGAAGGAGUAA